AUGGAAUCAUCGGUCCCCUUGUACUCAUCAUCCUAUCUUUUGCUCCUACUUCUCCCAUCCCUCUCCCUCCUCCUUCCUCCUCCACAAGCAACAGCUUCUCCACUAUCCGAGGCCACAGCUCUCCUCCACUGGAAAUCCACUCUCCAAGACCCCUCACGAGCUCUCCGCUCAUGGGCCGCCCUCCACAACUCCACCACCACCUCCCCAUGCUCAUGGCUCGGCAUCACAUGCACCAGCUCCCGCAUCACCAAGCUCAGCCUCCCGCGAGCCGGCCUUGUCGGCACCCUCGACGCCUCGAUUUCUCCGCCCUUCCCUCCCUCGCCGUGCUCAACCCUCCGUCGCAACUUCCUCGCCGGCGCCAUCCCUGCGGCCGUCGCCAACCUCUCGGGCCUCGUCUCGCUCGACCUCUCCCACAACCGCCUCUCUGGCGGCCUCCCCGCCUCGCUCGCCACCCUCUCCCUCCUCGUAAAACUCGACCUCUCUGCUAACGAGCUCACCGGAAAAAUCAUUCCAGCCCUCUUCGCCGAUCUCAGGAGUUUGGUCCAACUAGAUUUGAAUUCCAACAACCUCACCGGCUCCAUUCCUCGAUCCCUAGGCAACCUAACAAGGCUGGCCAUACUGCGUCUCUCUUAUAACCAAAUCUCCGGCAACCUUCCUCAUGAACUAGGCAACUUGUCCAACCUUGGCGUCUUGUCCCUGUUCACAAACCAGCUCUCCGGACCCAUCCCUCAUGAGAUAGGGGGCCUCCAAAGCCUCGAGCUGCUUGGCCUGAGCCAAAACAGACUCCACCGGUCCCAUUCCGCCGUCCAUCGGCAAUCUGAGCCAGCUGUUUAUUUUGUAUGUAACCAAAACCAGAUCUCCGGUGGGCUUCCACCAGAGCUGGGAAAGCUUGCGAAUUUAGAAAAUGUGCAUUUCGCAUAUAAUCUUCUGACAGGUUCCAUUCCUUCCAGCUUAGGAAACUUGACCCAGCUAAACCACUUGUACCUCCUAUUCAAUCAAUUAACUGGUCCCAUCCCCCGUGAAUUAGGGAAGCUGGAGAACCUGGAGGUCCUGAUGCUCUACAACAACUCUCUGACGGGCUCCAUUCCUUCCAGUUUCCAAAAGUUGACCCAGCUACAAGUUCUGUACGUCGGCAUGAACCAGAUAUCUGGGUCCAUCCCUUCUUAUCUCGGAAACCUGACCACGCUUCAAUCCUUGUCUUUUUACGGCAAUCAGAUCUCAGGAACCAUCCCACAUGAACUGGGAAAUCUAGUGAACUUGACUGAUCUGAUAGUUUCCAGCAACCAGAUCUCGGGUUCGAUCCCGACAUCUUUAUGCAACUUGACUCGCCUAUCAGACCUCGAGGUCUUCGAAAAUCAAUUAUCCGGUCCUUUGCCGCGAGAAAUGGCUAAUCUCACGAGCAUGGUGAACCUUCAAUUAGGUUACAACAAUUUUUCUGGCUUCCUACCUUCAGAUUUAUUCAAAGGAGGACAGCUUCAGUGGCUUUCCAUGAUCAAUACCCAUUUCGAGGGCCCAGUUCCACAAAGCUUGCGAAACUAUCUGGACCUCAUAGAUCUAAGUUACAAUAGACUCUACGGCGAGCUCUCGGCAAACUGGGGAGCAUGCCGUAAUCUGACCACCUUACACAUGUCGGGGAACAUGAUCGGCGGGAAGAUACCACCUGAACUUGGUAGAUUGCCUCACCUUGCAUCGCUUGACGUCUCUUCCAAUCAGCUAUUCGGAGAGAUUCCAAGGGAAUUGCUUCGUUUGGCUUUGCUCGAGCUGAAUUUAAGCAACAACCAGCUCUCAGGAGUGAUACCUUUGGAAAUUGGUAAUCUGUACAGUAUGACCGCUCUUGAUCUUUCAAUGAACAGCUUCACCGGCGCGAUACCGAAACAGUUGGGAGGCUGCACCCGGCUGCGCAUCUUGAAGUUGAGCAUGAAUGGCUUGAAUGGAAGCCUGCACUCGAGGUCGGGAAUCUUGUAA
This is a messenger RNA of Phoenix dactylifera (date palm), 1965 nucleotides long. The record is from RefSeq and is a predicted model, not a curated record. Lineage: Eukaryota; Viridiplantae; Streptophyta; Magnoliopsida; Arecales; Arecaceae.